Messenger RNA from Pomacea canaliculata, 1204 nucleotides. RefSeq lists its product as uncharacterized. The record is from RefSeq and is a predicted model, not a curated record. Bases 396 to 854 code for a protein of 152 amino acids. Lineage: Eukaryota; Metazoa; Mollusca; Gastropoda; Architaenioglossa; Ampullariidae. The transcript has 4 exons.
AGACACUAUAUACGUGCUGGGAGGGUCACUCGUUGUGAGACCUGUAGUAAACCGAAUGACAAUGGUCACUAAGAACAUCGGAGGGUGUAGCAGGCUGUAGUCCAGUGAUCUUGAUGAGAAGACUAAGAAUCUAGUCUAAUAAUUACAUUUGUUUACUAGGUGACAUUCAUCAAAGGAGACUCGUGAUGGGCAGGGGACAACUGUCUUUCCGAGAAAGUCGGAAAAGGACCUUGACUGGGUGGGAGACUAAAUAAAACUAAAACCUAUCAACUGUCGUUUACAAGGAAGUUGAUAGUCCAGCUGGCUCAGAGAUACUAGUUCAAAUCCUUGGCUCUUCUUGAGUUUUAGACUUUUAUCUGAAACAGGUGGUCAGAGAUACAGAUGUGAGCUUCAACAUGAAGGCAUCUUGUACAGGUUUCUACAUCUUUUUUCUUCUACAGAAAGGAGUACUUUCCUUGUCCUGUGGAAUUUCCGACUUCAGUGAAAUUCUAAAAGAGACAGAACAUAGUAUCAUAAACAUCAGCUAUUCUGUCAAUGUUACUGAAGGCUUGGAGUUCACAGACAAAUUUAAUGCUGUUUAUGAGGUGUGUGAAAGGAAUUCCAUCAAAACUUGCUGCACCUUUAUUUGGAAUAAAGGCUUCAACAACAUGAUGGGCACGGACGUGAGUCAGAAGACAGGAGUCCUCUGUACUGGAAAACAACAAACAUCUAGCAACUCUGUGGUUACUCUGGAACUGCAGAUAUCUCAGUUGGUCAGUCGGUCACUGAGUGUGAUGAAACUGUCUACCAGUAGAAGUGGUUCACUCAAGAUCACAAGGAACAUAGGUGUCGAGGUCUCAUACCCGCCCAUGUAACAAGUCUGACUGUGGAUGGACAGGAAGUUGAUGGUGGCUAUGUCAUCAAUGACCGCCAGGUGGUCAACAUUUUCUGCUCAUUUGAUAAAGGAAACCCUCCUGCUAUUUUCCGUCUACUGGAUAAAAGUGGAGGCAGUUGAAGCUGGCCUACAGGGAAGAGAACCUCAAUCAUUCGCUCAAAGUCCAGUGUGAAGAUGACUGGCCGGUGGUCAGAUGUGAAGCUGCCGGUUCGAAACACAACAGAUCCGUGUUGUUCCUCGUCCGAUGUCCUCCUCAGUUUGUUGACACAUUCCAAAUGUAACUCACCACAACUCGUGUGAACACUGGCACUUUAACCUCAAGGCUCACAC